This is a messenger RNA of Fukomys damarensis (Damara mole-rat), 787 nucleotides long. It is a transcript of the gene Zbp1, whose product is annotated as Z-DNA binding protein 1. The record is from RefSeq and is a predicted model, not a curated record. Gene Ontology annotation, cellular component: nucleus. Lineage: Eukaryota; Metazoa; Chordata; Mammalia; Rodentia; Bathyergidae. Gene Ontology annotation, molecular function: DNA binding. Gene Ontology annotation, biological process: positive regulation of type I interferon-mediated signaling pathway.
AUGUCGUCUGCUUGGGACCUCUCUCGGGGAGGCCUCUGCUGCCUUCUGCCUCGGGGCUCAGUCCCUCUCUCAACAGAAGAUCCUGCAGGUGCCGAGGAAGGCGGGCUCCCCGUGCACACCCUGCUGCCCAUGAGGGAAUGCCGGGUGCCCAAGCAGGAGCUCUACCGAGCCCUCUACCGAAUGCAGCGGGACUCCAAAGUGUGUCUUGCGGCCCCUGCACCUGACGCUUGGGCAGGUGUGAUCUGGGUGACCUGGUUCCCGCACAGCCGCUCCAGCACAGCAGCGGUUAGCCGCCACAGGCCCCGAGCCCCCAGCAAGACACGGUUACAAAUGCAGAGUCCUGGCCUGCAGCUCAGCAACCUCCCCCAAAUGCCCGAGCCGGGUCCUCACCCCGAGGCGGACACAGUCCAGAGAAUUCGCAUCAAAUCCUGCUACCUUGAGGAUGCCACCGUCGGCCACAGUACCAAAAUGACCGUCGUCUCAGAAGGCCCUGGCUGGGGUGGGGCUGUGGGGCUCGGACACGACAGCAGGAGGGACCCUAGGGGGGAGCAGGAGGACACAGGUAAGCGUGGGGGCCCCAUCCGUUCCACGCUCACCCCAGGCAGCGCUCUGUUGGGGCCACACCCCUGAGGCACAGGCCCUGACCCGAGCCAGACAUCCGCGCUGACGGAGGGAGCGGUGCUGGGAGAAGCACUGGCUCGGCUCCGGGACUGCAGCCUUCUUGGGCCGGGCCGGACACAGUGAGGCCGAUGCCAAGCCCAGGCCUCUCCUGUGGCCGCCACACUCA